This is a messenger RNA of Schistocerca piceifrons (Central American locust), 2396 nucleotides long. It is a transcript of the gene Gmppb, whose product is annotated as mannose-1-phosphate guanyltransferase beta. Gene Ontology annotation, biological process: GDP-mannose biosynthetic process; cell wall mannoprotein biosynthetic process. Bases 357 to 1466 code for a protein of 369 amino acids. Gene Ontology annotation, molecular function: mannose-1-phosphate guanylyltransferase (GTP) activity; GTP binding. Lineage: Eukaryota; Metazoa; Arthropoda; Insecta; Orthoptera; Acrididae. The transcript is spliced from 4 exons. Gene Ontology annotation, cellular component: cytoplasm. The record is from RefSeq and is a predicted model, not a curated record.
UUGACAUCUUCAUGGCAUUGUCACAUUGCGAAAUUCUUUGGUUUGUUUUAAGUGCUGUGUUAUUGGUGUUUCUCGGAAUUUAGCUGUCAAUGUUGUUUUUUGGGGUGUGUACGACGCAAAGGAGCGUAUGUCUAGUUGAGAUAAGUGCUGUGCUGGCAGUGUGAUAACUUUUGUGAAAGUUGCUAAGACAGCUCUUUUGUGACUUAUUAUUUACACGUGUCAAGUAAAAUGUUUGCUAAGAAAUAUCGACGUCAGUACAAAUCCGCAAUGAAUACGUGGCGCACCGAGAGCGAGAUAAGGCGGUGCAGUUGUCAACGAGCGCUUGUUUACGAGAAAACAGAUUAGCUUUGCCUGAAAUGCCCGCGAAGGAAAGUAACAUAGACGACAUGAAAGCCCUGAUAUUGGUUGGAGGCUAUGGGACGCGACUAAGGCCUCUUACUUUAAGUCGCCCCAAACCAUUAGUGGAGUUCGCCAACAAACCUAUGCUAUUGCAUCAGAUAGAAGCAUUAGUCGAAGCUGGAGUGUCGGAAAUCGUCUUGGCGGUAUCGUACCGCGCUGAACAGAUGGAACAGGAACUGAGUGAAGAAGCGAAAAAAUUAGGUGUAAGCCUAGUAUUUUCCCAUGAAACUGAACCGUUGGGUACUGCUGGGCCACUUGCACUGGCCAAAGACAUUCUAACUACUAGCAAUGAACCAUUUUUUGUCCUAAACUCUGACAUUAUAUGUGAUUUUCCGUUUAAAGACCUGGUAAUGUUUCAUAAAAAUCAUGGUAAAGAAGGUACCAUAAUUGUAACAAAGGUAGAGGAACCAUCCAAGUAUGGUGUUGUAGUCUAUGGCGAACAAGGCCGAAUUGACAGUUUUAUAGAAAAACCUCAAGAAUUUGUAUCGAAUAAAAUCAAUGCUGGGAUGUAUAUAUUAAAUCCAUCAGUCCUGAGACGUAUUCAGUUACGCCCAACAAGCAUAGAGAAAGAAGUUUUUCCUGACAUGGCAAAAGAAGGCCAGUUGUAUGCAAUGGAGCUACAAGGAUUUUGGAUGGAUGUUGGUCAGCCUAAAGACUUUCUCACAGGAAUGUGCCUCUACUUGACUUCUUUGCGGCAGAAGGAGCCCACCCGACUCUACUCUGGACCAGGUGCUGUAGGUAAUGUCUUAGUGGAUCCAAGUGCGCGAAUAGGUGAGGGCUGCCGCAUAGGUCCCAAUGUAACCAUAGGACCUGGAGUUGUGUUGGAGGAUGGUGUAUGUGUAAAACGGUCAACUAUUCUUCGUGGUGCAACUGUUCGAUCUCAUUCAUGGCUGGAUGGUUGCAUCGUUGGGUGGCGCAGCGUUGUUGGUCAGUGGGUAAGAAUGGAGAAUACUACAGUUCUUGGUGAAGAUGUAAUAGUGAAGGAUGAACUUUAUGUAAAUGGUGGCCAAGUAUUGCCUCACAAGUCCAUUGCAAGCUCAGUGCCUGAGCCACAAAUUAUAAUGUGAUUACAUUGUGGUUUGUUUUCAUGUACCUAUAAAGUACUGUGAAACCUCAUUCCAUUGAAUAAUUACUAUACAGAAUAAGCCAAAAUUCCAGUUUCUUUUUAAAUGAGCUGUGGAGUGCUUAAACUCCUCAGUACAAAUAGCUUGUGACUGGUGUACCAUACUGUGUAUGUAGAGCUCAGAAAUGAGACUCAAAGAAUUCUAUGAUGUGGGUACAAAGUAUCAUUGUAAGCAAGAUAUUUAUAUUUUAAUUUUGUGACUGAAACCCUUUAGUGACAGUUAAAAUGAUACUCUUCCAUGAGGGGCACAUUUAUUUUAUUCUAAUUGGCAUAAACAGAGUUAUAUAAUAAAUGAAUUAUCUAUGUUAAUUAUUUUGUUUGAAUAUAAAAAAAGUUGCAAAAACAUUUGUUACUGUGCAUUUCAGAAAACUGUAUUCUAUUUAUUCGUUGUACAAAUUAGAUUUUAAUUUGUUCUGAGAACACAUUAUUGCAAGAUGUCUUGCUGGGCUUUUAUUCUUUCCAUAGGACACAUUUGUCCGAAACAGCAGUGUGUCUUGAUAGGAUUCUCCUUAACAAUAAAAUAUUAAAUGAAAACUCAAAUGGUUCAAGCUAACUGGAGCUUCACACCAAAAUACAAUUAUGAAAAAGAAAAAAAAACUAUGUCUGAAGUGCACAUUCUUUUAGCAUUGUGACAAGGGAUUUUAUGACUUCAAAUUGACAGACUAUCUUACCUCAGAGGUUUUUGGAUGUUCAUUCAAGGGUUUAUUAUUUAAGCUUUAAAGAAAUGUAUUUCUGUACGUACAGAGAUGCUCUGUAUCUGUUGUUUUCCAUUUAUGCAUAUUCUGUAUAACUAAUUGUGUGAUGCAAUAUAUUUUUAGAUUAUUCUUUUACUACUAUUGCUGUAAAGCAGCUGUUUGUCAUAAAACAGUUGAAA